This is a messenger RNA of Nothoprocta perdicaria, 3174 nucleotides long. It is a transcript of the gene EAF1, whose product is annotated as ELL associated factor 1. The transcript is spliced from 6 exons. The record is from RefSeq and is a predicted model, not a curated record. NCBI's taxonomy places the organism in Eukaryota, Metazoa, Chordata, Aves, Tinamiformes, Tinamidae. The coding region runs from base 43 to 822 and encodes 259 amino acids. Gene Ontology annotation, cellular component: super elongation complex. Gene Ontology annotation, molecular function: transcription elongation factor activity. Gene Ontology annotation, biological process: regulation of transcription elongation by RNA polymerase II; positive regulation of DNA-templated transcription.
GGAGCGGCGCGGCGCGGCCGGCACGGCGGCGGCGCCAUCGCCAUGAACGGCGCGGCGAACCCGCUGCUCGACAAGGAGGAGCACCCGCUGCAGCUGGGCGAGAGCUUCGAGCGCCGGCCCAAGGCCUCCUUCCACACCAUCCGCUAUGAUUUUAAACCAGCAUCGAUUGAUACAUCGUGUGAAGGGGAGCUCCAGGUUGGUAAAGGAGAUGAAGUAACGAUCACCUUGCCACAUAUUCCGGGUUCAACUCCACCCAUGACUGUGUUUAAAGGAAAUAAAAGGCCAUACCAGAAGGACUGCGUGCUUAUUAUCAAUCAUGACACUGGCGAGUAUGUACUGGAAAAACUCAGCAGCAGCAUUCAAGUGAAGAAAACGAGAGCGGAGGGCAGCAGUAAAAUCCAGGCCCGAAUAGAACAGCAGUCUGCCCGAGCCUCUCAGCCUCCACCACAGUUCAGAGCCCCAACCAAGCCAGCAGUUGGACCUAAAACUUCUCCUUUGAAGGACAACCCUUCACCUGAGCCUCAGCUGGACGACAUUAAGAGAGAGCUGCGAGCGGAGGUGGAAAUCAUCGAGCAGAUGAGCAGCAGCAGCGGGAGCAGCUCGUCGGGCUCGGAGAGCUCCUCGGGGAGCGAGGAGGAGAGCUCCAGCAGCGAGGGGGAGGAGGCGGCGCGCGCGUCGCCCUCGCAGCCGCCGCCGCAGCACUACAACAGCCGGGGCGCCGUGGCCAACGGCACGGGCCGGCCCCAGGGAAGCACCCAGCUCAUGAACACGCUCCGAAAUGACUUGCAGUUGAGUGAGUCUGGAAGCGACAGUGACGACUAGAGCCUGAGCUUUCCCUCAUUCUCACAAAGAACUGAUUUACUUUGCAGUGGUCCUGUUGCUUAUGAAGAGGAGCUGGCGCAGGGAUAGUUUCAUGAGUGAAAUUUUAAUGGAAGAAACGCAUCACCCUCCAAACUAUCAAAUGCUGAAGGCAGUUUUACUUGGUGUAUUAAGUGUAUAUUUUGUGUAUAUUCUUAUUCUUUAAAGUUUUAAAUAGAUAUGUACAGUGAGUAAGCGAAUAUAAGUUCCUGUCUGUCCCUUAUCUGUAAGCUUGAUGUGUAGCCUUUUGCAGUCAUCUCAAAAUUUCUUCUUUGUAGAAGAAAUUCAGAAACAUUGUGACUUGUCCAGGGAAUUUUUGUAUAUAGGGUGAGCAUUAGCCAACAGUGAGCUUAAGAAAAACAUACAGGAGCUCAAGUGUGCAUUGAAGUGGGAUUGUCAUAAAUUAAGUUUCAACUCUAAGUAGAUUUCUCCAGUAGAUUUGGGGCUUUUCUAAUGUCUUUUUAUUGCUAUUUAUGGUCGGUUUGAUGGACAUAGUUUUAAACAGUUGGAAAAGAGAAAUCAUAAAACUUUGUUCAUCACAAACCUUGCAGCACCAGUGCCUUAUAGCAGGUUUUUUUUAAUAGAGCUUGAAUUCCUCCCACCUUUCACAUAAGGAGCAAUACAGAAAACUCUUCAGGAUGUUUCUGCAAACAAGAACUAUAUUUCACACACAGGCCGAGUGCGCUUUGAGAGCUGUUGCUCCAGCUGCGUGAGACACACACACACAUCAGGUACCUAAACUCAUCUAAAUAAGAACCAGAGCAGCAUCUUUCUCAUGCAACUGCAGUUUCCUGUUCAACUCAGAUGUUCAGACCCAGAUCUUCAGAAAUAUUUAGGAGACAGAUUCUUGGUGAAACUGCAGUGUCUCAGAUCCAAGACAUGGGACUUCAUGUAGUUUGAGACCGUAGCCCUCUUUGCAGUUUCCUAGAGAGUGCAGAAGGAAGAUGGAACUCAACAGCAGAUGGUGAAACAGAAGUCUCUCCCCCACUGCAGUUGCUCAGGUAGACUUUAGUUCAUAUUUAUUGCAUGGGAGAAAACAAGAAAUACUCUCAGAGGGUGAAAGUCACCUCCAUAUAAUGGAGUUUAAAGGAAUAUCGUUAAUUUUCUUGCUCCCAUGGAAAAGGGAGCUGGUACACAGGGCUGACUUUUUAAACCUCGAGCUCUAGUAGCAAAGGCCAAGUGACCUGUAAGUUCUGGAGCAAUUCAGAAGAAGGCAAAGCUGAGUGGGAUGCCUAAAUGUCUGCUUUAUGCAGCUUCUGUUUGUCUGGUUUUUAACUCCUGUCUGUUUACUGAGCUCUCUUUUCUUUUUUUUUUUUUUCUUUUUUUUUCUUUAGGUGUUGAAGAGCAAGGGGACAUUUGAAGGGAGAUUUUUAUUAAAGGGUUUAUUUUUUUGCAUUAGAUAUGUAUUUAGGCAUAUUUUUGCAUCCUUGUACGUAUGUUUAAGAAUACUUGUUUUUUUUAAAGUGUUUUAUGACGUGGGUACAUAUUUUAACAUACAAUUAUGAAAUACACUUGAUGUAAAGUUACGAGUGAUCUGAUUUCUUUCUUUCUCUCCUUCUCUGAGCGAGCCGCUGCUCUGUGCUGCCAAGCUCUGCCCCUUGGAAAUUCUGCUCUUUGGGGCCAGAGAUCUGCUGCUGCCUGCUGGUCUGCAGCCCCAUUAACAGUGAUCCUGCUCCUGACUUUCCCCCAGCUUCAGAUACGGAUAAACAGGGAGCUGGCUGGUCGCUGCUGCCAUUUCCCUGGUGCUGGAGCACAUCCUUGAGGUUUGGUGGGGUUGCUGCUGUAUUUCAGCAGCAGUGCAGUGUCUUCUCUCUUUGUCAUUACCUGAUUCUGAAAUCCAGCAUUUUUCCAUGCAUGUGGAUGCUGGAUCCCAGUGGCUGGCUGGCUGAUUUACAUCCAUAAGUAGAGAUUAGAGACACAGCCUCACCUCUGGGUUUAACCGGGGUCCUGAACUGCAGUGUGGCACACACUGAAAAGCAGUAAAUGCUGCUGAGCUCUUUCUAUUAGAUAGUUGCCCAAUUUCUAUUAUGUAGUUGACUUGUGGCUUGUGUUUUGCAGCAAGUUCCUUUCAUGUGGAAAUUGGAAUUCAAAUAGCUGCCAAAAAGGGGUUGUUUAGGGUUCUUUUAAUUCAUUGACUGGCAAUGUCUUAAUUGCUCUUGCAAAAAAAUAAGUUGACUAAAAAAUGUUUUGAUUAAACCUGUUAAUGAAACAGCAUCAUUGAUUAUUUCUGAUAGAUUCUGAUCUUGGAGGAAUUCAGAACUAACAGACCUUAGCAUCUCAUGGAAAUUUUUUAUACAAAAAAAAAGAGUUUUUUUU